Molecule: messenger RNA, 501 nt
Organism: Penicillium mononematosum
Lineage: Eukaryota; Fungi; Ascomycota; Eurotiomycetes; Eurotiales; Aspergillaceae
Exons: 2
Coding region: 1-501 (166 amino acids)
Source: RefSeq, a predicted model, not a curated record
AUGUCUCGAACACGCCAACCAAUGGCGUCAAAUCUGUUCCAAACCACCACAGAGUCCCCACAAGACUCCUCAACUGCCCACAUUCCCACAACCCUCAGAUUACGGGCUGAGGAAGCACCUACUGAUGCCAGCGAAGCAACAUCGUCUUCUCGGCGAAUCAGAUGGAGUGAAGAUGUUUAUGCUGCAUCUACCACAAAGCUCGGCCAGUGGGAGAAAGUAGCUCAGAAGAAUCUUCAUCCAGCUCAUCUGAGAGUGACAGCGAGAGUGAAGACGACCGUCGCACCGCCAGAGUCAACCGGGCUCGCCACACACACUCACACAACGGAGAGGCGGGAACCCCACGGCGAGCACGCGUCCCACCCCGACGAAGGGUGUUGCCCCGAAGACCACGGCUCUAAACCGAAACGCAAUCGCAGGAAGCCGAGUCCGAAUGCAUAUGAGAAGAUGCCUAAGCCGUCGAAGAAUCCGAAGCAGAACCAAAAUCAUGCGCGCGGUACUUGA